CUACCUUCCCUCUUCCACUCAUCAUUAUGGCCACAGUACUUCUGUUUUUGAUGCAUUAGGAGAGCAUGCCACACACGUCAGUGGUUUCAGACACUGUGCACACAAAGCAACAAGCUGCUUGUGCUGCAGAUGGUGAACUCAUGAAGCCCCCACCGGCCAUCCUUAAAUGGGAAUUCAAUUCCCCUUGGUUCUAGCAAUAAAGGACAUUGCAGUCUAUGAAAACCCAGACUCACAAGCUAUCGAAUGCCAUCUGGGACAGCUCCUCUUUAUAGCCCUUGGCUCCUUUGCUUGUGAAGAGGUGGGCUUUGGAAGAACUUGGGGGGUAUAAACGGAGAGGAGAGGUUGCUGCUGUUUUCUUGAGCUUCUUGUCUUGUCCGUUAUCAAGAAUCUGAGUGAGGAGAUGAGGCCAGAGGUUGGGAUGAGCCCAGGGAAUGUGCCUGUGUAUUAUGGGGGUGGGAAGUUGAGAGCUGUGGGGAGGAGGAUGGAGGUGGCUGAGGUUGUGCUGAGGUGUGCCAUAUGUGGGCUUGGGGUUCUUGCUGCUGCUCUGAUAGGGUCUGCUACCCAGGUUAGGGAGUUCUUCUCGGUGGAGAAGAAGGCCAGAUUCACUGACAUGAAAGCUCUGGUGUUCUUGGUGGUUGCUAAUGGGAUAGCUGCAGGCUACAGUCUGGUCCAGGGGGUGAGGUGUGUGGUGAGCAUCAUUAAGGGGGGUGUUCUACUCAAGAAGGCCUUGGCUUGGGCUAUCUUCUCUUGUGAUCAGGCACUGGCGUAUGUUGCAUCGGCAGCGAUCGCGGCCGCAGCGGAAGCGGCGGAGCUUGGCCAGUCGGGCCAGGCGGAGCUGCAGUGGAUGAAACUAUGCAACCUGUAUGGGAAAUUCUGCACCCAGGUAGGGGAGGGCAUAGCCAGUGCCUUCCUGGCCUGCCUCUGCCUGGUGAUUGUUUCCUCCAUGUCUGCCUUCAACCUCUUUCGCUUGUAUGGCAGAACCAAAGAGCAGAACAGUGGAAGCUGGUAAAGUGUUGCUGAAAUCCCUUUGAAUUUUCUGCUCAUGGCUGGUAGAAAAAAUGCCAUUUUGGCCUUGUAAACUUGCUCAUCUGAAUGUAAUAAAUGGAGAGACUGUUCUUUUGUACUGCAUCUUUCAAUGCAAGAGUAAGUAGCCAAUUCA
Messenger RNA from Musa acuminata subsp. malaccensis (wild Malaysian banana), 1159 nucleotides. RefSeq names its product CASP-like protein 2B1. The record is from RefSeq and is a predicted model, not a curated record. Lineage: Eukaryota; Viridiplantae; Streptophyta; Magnoliopsida; Zingiberales; Musaceae.